Molecule: messenger RNA, 2511 nt
Organism: Anopheles marshallii
Lineage: Eukaryota; Metazoa; Arthropoda; Insecta; Diptera; Culicidae
Product: transmembrane protease serine 9-like
Exons: 10
Coding region: 1-2511 (836 amino acids)
Biological process (GO): proteolysis
Molecular function (GO): serine-type endopeptidase activity
Source: RefSeq, a predicted model, not a curated record
AUGCCAAUGCUGGCUAACGUGACGGUGACGAUGGUAGUUUACAGCCAAAUUGCCGAACAUUGUCGAACCAAUUGUUGUUACUACUACUACAUCGUUUGCGGUGUUGGUGGACGCACUAAUCGCAUCGUUGGAGGCGCCGAAACCACUGCGCACCAGUUCCCAUGGUUGGCUGGUCUCUUCCGGCAAGGCAAGCUGUACUGCGGAGCGUCUGUCGUUUCCCGCAAUUUUCUAGUCACGGCCGCACACUGCGUGAACUCGUUCGAACCAAGCGAGAUCAGGGUUUACCUGGGAGGUCACAACAUUGCCAAGGAUUAUACCGAGCUUCGUCGGGUGAAGCAGAUCAUUGACCACGAGGACUUUGAUAUCUUCACGUUCAACAACGACAUUGCGCUGCUCGAACUCGAUAAACCAUUACGCUAUGGGCCCACCAUACAGCCAGCUUGCCUGCCGGACGGAAGUAUAAUGGAUUUCACCGGAUCUAUCGGGGUGGUCGCCGGAUGGGGACGAAUCGAAGAGAAGCGUGCACCCUCCAAGACGUUACGUUCGGUGGAGGUUCCAAUCUGGUCGCAGGAGCAGUGUUUGGACGCCGGUUACGGAAGUAAGAAGAUCUCAGCCAACAUGAUGUGCGCCGGUUACCACGAUGGCCAAAAGGAUGCCUGCCAGGGUGAUAGCGGUGGUCCGAUGCAUAAGAUGGGUCUGUUUGGCAGCAUGGAAGUCAUUGGUGUUGUUUCGUGGGGACGGGGAUGCGCUCGUCCGAAUCUGCCCGGUAUCUACACGCGUAUUGUCAACUACUUGCCGUGGAUUCAUGAGAAGCUUGCCGACGAAUGUAUCUGCCCACCGAAGGAUAUUGCACGAAGACUGAAGCGCAACAAGAUCCGUGUAAUUCUCGGUGACUAUGACCAGUUUGUAGCAUCUGAGACGCCGGCGAUAAUGCGCGCGGUGACCGCAAUCAUACGUCACCGUAGUUUCGAUCAAAACUCGUACAACCACGAUAUUGCCUUGCUGAAGUUGCGCAAACCCGUCGAGUUCACCAAAACCAUCCGGCCGGUAUGUUUACCCAAGGAACGCAGCGAACCAGCCGGUCAGCUGGGAACGGUUGUCGGUUGGGGAAGGACCGCGGAAGGCGGGACACUUCCAGCGUUAGUGCAGCACGUGGAUGUUCCGAUCUUGACUCUCGAUCAGUGUCGCAGCAUGAAGUAUCGUGCGUCUCGUAUAACUUCAAACAUGCUGUGCGCUGGUAAAGGCAAACAGGACUCUUGCCAGGGUGACUCCGGUGGCCCACUGCUGGUGCGAAACGGUGAUAAGCACGAGAUUGUAGGGAUCGUAUCGUGGGGCGUCGGAUGUGGCCGGGCGGGCUAUCCUGGAGUAUAUACGCGAGUUGCGCGGUAUCUUCCCUGGCUGCGUGCUAACCUGGACGACACCUGCCUCUGCUCGAAAACAAACUGCGAGCUGUGCGUUGCAGAUAGAGCUAGCGGCCAGUACAGCAUGGAAGUAAGCAAUUUGGCACGGAACGUAUUCAAUUUGCGCAUCAGCCUGAUGCUGGGAGUGAUGCUGCCGAUGUUGUUGGUGGUAUUUGGCCUGAUGGUCGGUGAAGCAUCCGGAAAGCUGCAGGCUCAAGGCAAAUAUGAAAUGCUAGCGACACCCAACAAGAACACCGACGAACGAAGCAUAGUCGAUAACAUGAAGAUGUUGUUCGGAGCGGGCAGUAAUCGGGCCCCUGCUCAUGAUACACCUGCCAGUGCCUGUAGCUGUCGAUGUGGCGAGCGGAACGACGCGUCGAGGAUCGUUGGCGGCCAGGCGACGGGUGUGAACGAGUUUCCCUGGAUGGCGCGAUUAAGUUACUUCAAUCGGUUCUACUGCGGUGGCAUGCUCAUCAACGACCGAUACGUUCUAACGGCUGCUCACUGCGUUAAAGGCUUCAUGUGGUUCAUGAUCAAGGUGACGUUCGGUGAGCAUAACCGGUGCGACGACUCCGUUCGACCGGAAACGCGCUUCGUGUUACGGGCGAUCGCACAGAAGUUCAGCUUCUUAAACUUCGACAACGACAUCGCACUGCUGCGACUGAACGAUCGUGUGCCGAUAACGGACUUCAUUCGCCCGAUCUGCCUGCCGUCCGAUCCAAGCAAUGCGUACGUCGGCACCAACGGAACGGCCACGGGCUGGGGGACGCUGAAGGAGGACGGCAAGCCGUCUUGCAUCCUGCAGGAAGUGGAGGUACCGGUCCUAUCGAACGAAGUCUGCAGUACGCAAACGAACUACACAGCGUCCAUGAUCACGGACAACAUGAUGUGCGCCGGCUAUCUGGGUGUGGGCGAAAAAGACUCCUGUCAGGGUGAUUCCGGUGGUCCGCUGAUCGCCGAGCGAGAGGACAAGCGGUACGAGCUGAUCGGAGUCGUGUCGUGGGGUAAUGGUUGCGCCCGGCCCUACUAUCCCGGCGUGUACACACGCGUGACACGGUACCUGGACUGGAUCCGCGAAAACUCCAAGGACGGUUGCUUCUGCAGCGAGUAA